Molecule: messenger RNA, 4369 nt
Organism: Zingiber officinale
Lineage: Eukaryota; Viridiplantae; Streptophyta; Magnoliopsida; Zingiberales; Zingiberaceae
Exons: 9
Coding region: 861-4178 (1105 amino acids)
Biological process (GO): protein phosphorylation; signal transduction
Cellular component (GO): cytoplasm
Molecular function (GO): protein binding; ATP binding; protein kinase activity
Source: RefSeq, a predicted model, not a curated record
CCUCGCGUUUCAUAUGACGGCGAUUAUGCGGGAGCGGUGCGCCUCUGGAGGUUCAACUUGAGGUCCAUCGACCGCCCGCCUCCCACUUCCAUCUCUCGGCUCACCGCAUCCGCCGCCGCCUCUUGCCUCACGUCCCCUCCCUUUUCUCGUGACCAAGUUCGACGUGGUCGACAAAGACCGUGUGAGGCGGUGGUUCCUCUUCUUCUUCUUCCUGUUUUUUUCCUCGAUGCGUCCACCUUUCUCUGUUUUUCUUGAUCUUUCUCGGUUUGUGUUCCAUUUCCCCUCGAGCUUCCGGGGGAAAGAUUUGAUUUUGGAUCGGAAAGAUCGAGCGAGGAAGCCGACGUCUUUGGGGUUGCCAUCAUCGUUCAUUUUUGGUGAAGAAGGUUGUGCUUGCUUUAUGGUUGCAACUUUCCCCUCAUUUUUUUGGCAUUUGAUGGCGGGGCGGAGGAACGAGAGAAAAUUUUCAUACUGGAGAUCGAUCUAUUAAAAAAAAAGCUCUCAAUUAUUGAUUUUUAGGGCAAAAUUUUCCUUUUCCCCCCUUCGACACGAGCAAGAACAGACGAGUCGAUUCUUUUUUUAUAUUCGAAUUCCACUGUGCUUGUUGUGUUUGAUCCGGUGCGUUUUGGAAGGAUCAACCAUUUAUUUUAUCCAUUAGUUUGUUUUGUUUUGUUUUUAUUUUCAUUCCCCUGCUCGAUACGCUUUAACAUUGAAAGAAGUUGGCAUUUUUUUUGUACGCCAUUCAAAUCAGUGGGAAAUCCCUUUUUUUUGGAGGGUUUCUUGGAGUUGUGGGGAUUGUGGCGGAGGAUGCCCUUCGAUUGCUCUUCAUCCUGAACCCGUCGCUUGCUAAUUCGUUGCCGGAGAUGGAAUUGAGUGCCGCAGCCGCCAGUGAUUCCUCUCGCGUUAAGCUGCUCUGUAGCUUCGGCGGUACAAUCCUGCCUCGUCCACUGGACGGGCGGCUCCGGUACGUUGGCGGCGAGACUCGAAUCGUGACCUUCCCCCGCCGCUUCUCCUACAAGAUCCUCUUGACUCGGGCGCGAGAGCUCUUCGAUGGGACAUCCAUCAUCAAGUACCAGCAGCCCGACGAGGAGAUGGACGCCUUGGUGUCCGUCGUGAACGAUGAAGACGUGGUGAACAUGAUGGAGGAGUACGACAGGCUCAGCGCUGUCGGUAAUGGGGUCGCGUGGCUGAGGAUAUUCCUCUUCCCGCCAGCUCUAGAUCAUGAUCUGCCUUUUGCCGCUGCAAAUUUCAAUGCCGAUGAACGGGAAAAUGACCGGAGAUACUUUGAUGCCCUUAACUGUCUUGCAGAUGCGUCCGUUUCCCCUCCUAAUAUUUCCGAGAAUUACUUGGGGGCAAACUUCAAUCUGCAGAAUUUGCAUCGACUGACUAUCCCUCACCAUUCUCAUUCACAAAUGUAUGAUGAAGUGGAUGCUUCCUGUAGAUCUGCUUUCUUCUCUCCUGGCCGGCAUGCAGCCAAUGACGCAAUUGAAUUUCCAUCGUCGCCAUCAUCUGCAAUAUAUCAACCUGAGGCUGGAGAAUUUGGUGUUAAGUUUAUGGAUGACUAUGUUAGACAGACACCAGGAUACAUUUGUCAGUCUCCGCCAUCGGUGGAGAAUUUGGCGUGGAUUCCUACAGGAACUGCAGUUCAGGAAAUUUCUGGUUUUCCUACUAAUUUGGAACAUUUUAACACUAUGACAGAGGGAAACAACAUCUGUGAUCAUCGUCUAAUGGCGUUUCAUAGGAGUCACAGUACUGUCUCUGGCACUUACUUGAAACAUGGGCUGCCACAAUUGGAUCAUCCAAACAUGACGGACGAAUGUGUGGGGAUUUUUCAAAACUCAAGUGCUGAGUGUUUCAGUGGCAGGAAUCUGUCCAUGGUAAACCAAGAUAUGAAGAUACAGCAUGGUACCUAUGCCAACAUGCAAAAAGAACAGCAUAAUCCUUUAGGUGCCGGGCAUGAAUGGGAUUGGGCCGCACAUAAUCAUCAGUCUCCUUAUUAUGAUAUGCGGAUGCAUCAUGAUCAAACUGUUAGAGUGAAUGAGCACUACAUUGUUGAUGGAACAGUGGUGAAUUGCCAAUUUGUACGUGGUAAUACUAAUGGUGGACAUUUAUUACAUUCUAAUUGCAUUCGACAUGAUGAUACACAAUACCUUCAACACGGUGCCAAAUUUGGGAAUGACAUAUUUCUUCCUCAACAAACAGUUGGAGGUUGUAAUGGUGCACAAGCAAUGAGGUUUGAAGCUGCUGAAGCUCAAUAUCCCAAUCAAUGUUCUCCACAUGGUGCAGAGAGUGUGUAUCAAUCCCCAAAUAUUUUUCAUCCUAAUCAAUACCCGUGGAGAAGCAGACAGGCUACUACUCAUCCUGGAACAUUUUAUGAACCCUCCACCUUCAUGAUGAGAAAUGGUGGAACUGACACAAAUUUUCUGACAUCCAUGCAUGAGGUAAGUAAUACGUUGCAAUAUGUUCCAGUGGAGGACCAAAUUCCAAAUGCCCUGUUAAACCAGAACAGUUGUAUGCAGCAGAGGGUUCUUGACUUUCAAGAGCAUGCCCCCUCAGAUUUUCAAUAUCUCCAUGGUAUUCAACAGAAUCCAGAUAUCCCUUGUCAACCACGUUCAAGUUAUGUUCCUUGCUCUCCUGGUCAGGUACAUGUCAAGAUUUCUUCUGAAACAGUUGCUGCUAUGUCUGUUUCUCAUGCUACUGAGGUCCAAAUGGUUUCAGACCCAACUUUUGCAGUUAAUUCUGCAUUGGCAAAUAUGAUUGCAGAUAUGCAGCAAAGAAAGCAUGGUUUGUUGGACAAACCUAAUAAACCUAUUAUUCUUAGUCCUGAAAUUAGUGCAAGUCUUUCUCCUAUAGUUAGUAUAAGCAUGGAAUCUGCUACAGAUGGCCUACAGCUUUCUGAGGCCGAGGGAAACACACCUGUUAAUAUUGACAAAAAUGAUGUUCAUGGACAUGAGGUUGUGUCCGUAGAUAACUCUACUUUCUUACCUGAGUCAAUUGCUUUUGAGAAGAAAGCAGUACUGAAAGAUACUGAUGGUAUAUCCAAGGCUCGCUUAAGUUCUGGAGUAGAUGUGUCUCCUACUCCUGGCAAGAAAGAGACAUCACAUAAAUGUGGACCCGAGUAUGCCCAUGCUGAUGUUCAGGUUGGCUCUGCUGAAAAGGAUCAAAAGGAGAAAUUUGGCAAAACUGAGCUCAUGAUAACUGAAGCAGAAGGGCCUACUAUGCAAUUCGAGAACAGUGCUGAAAUUCAGGCUGAUGCUGAAGGAAAUAGUGAACAUGAGAAACUUGCAAAAAUAGAACCCACAACAGCUGAAGCUGAAGCUUUGGCUAAAGGGUUACAGACAAUAAGAAAUGAUGACCUGGAAGACAUUAGGGAGUUGGGUUCAGGCACAUUUGGUUCUGUCUAUCAUGGAAAAUGGAGAGGUUCGGAUGUUGCUAUAAAGAGAAUAAAAGCUAGCUGCUUCUCAGGGAGGCCAGCUGAGAGAGAGCGUCUGAUUGCAGAUUUCUGGAAAGAGGCUCUAAUGUUGAGUUGUUUGCAUCAUCCAAAUGUUGUUUCCUUCUAUGGUGUUGUACGCGACGGUCCUGAGUGUAGUUUAGCUACUGUAACAGAAUUUAUGAUCAACGGGUCACUUAAAAAAUUUCUACAAAAGAAAGACAGAACAAUUGAUCGUCGGAAAAGACUAAUUAUAGCCAUGGAUGUUGCAUUUGGAAUGGUGUAUUUGCACGCAAAGGACAUAGUUCAUUUUGAUCUCAAGUGCGAAAACUUGCUGGUUAACAUGCGAGAUCCACAUCGCCCUAUUUGUAAGAUUGGGGAUCUUGGUUUAUCAAAAGUGAAGCAGCAUACUUUGGUAUCUGGUGGCCUUCGGGGAACUUUGCCAUGGAUGGCACCAGAGCUUCUAAGUGGAAAAAGCAACAAGGUUUCCGAGAAGAUCGAUGUUUAUUCAUUUGGCAUCGUAAUGUGGGAGCUGCUUACCGGGGAAGAUCCUUAUGCCGAUAUGCAGUGUGCUUCCAUCAUCGGGGGCAUUGUGAACAACACUAUAAGACCUAAAAUUCCUACUUGGUGUGACCCAGAAUGGAAGUCCUUGAUGGAGAGUUGUUGGUCAUUGGAUCCAACAUCGAGGCCAUCGUUCUCGGAGAUAUCUCACAAGUUGCAAAAGAUGGCUGCGGCGAUCAACAUAAAAUGAGGUUUAAAUGCAACCAAGCUUCCUUCUUCUUAAUUGGCGAGUAGAAUUUUUUUGUGAAGAAUACGAUGGUAACAAUCAUCCAGUACAAGGGUUAUAUAGUGUCUUCUUGUGGGAGUUUUUAUUUUCCUGCACAAUUAAUUUGUAUAUAUGUAUCGUUUGACGUUCAGAUGAAGGCUGCUUUCCAUUUUGCA